AUGGCAAUACUGUUUCUUCUUUCAGAUAUUCAAAACAAGAAACCAAUUGUGUGUCAAUUUGCCAACCCCCUUCCAGAUGACAUCCACAAGAGGACAGAGGCUGUGGUUAUGGAGGGCAAGUAUUGGAAACGAAGGUUUGAGUCAGUCACAGGCGAAUACAAAAGUUGGCGUGAAUUCUCCAAGAACCUCAUCACUCAAGCUAGACGCAAUUCUACAACAUCAAAAGGAAGUUUCCCGAAUGAUCUGUUUGAGUGGUCUUAUCAGGGAAAGACAAGUAACCAGGAAGCUGCAGAUCUCCCCUUCAGUAUGGAAGACAUGGAAUUUUCUGACACCAUUUUCUCUCUGAAUCAACCGUUUCCAUUUCCAAACCCUCGGGAGCUGAGUCAAACAGGCUAUGCUGAGCUUAUUCAGCCAGUUCUUACACAGCUCCAACCAAAUUUGGAUGACUAUAUGGACACAUUGGAGCCAAUUCAGAUGAUCUCAGACAUGCUGUCGACUUCAAGGUCUCAGGGCUUUCCAUCACAGACUAGUCCUAUUUCAUCUUCCUACCAUUCAUUACCGGACAGCUUAUUCAUCUCAAUGGAUAAUGAUCUUGCACCAUCAUUACAGGUGAGAAUGGACUCAAUAUCACCUGUAAUCAGUCUGAAUAGCCAACAACUACGAGAGAAAGAACAGCAACUUGGUAUUUUGCCACCCUCGCCUGGCAUUGCUUCUUCAUCCACUUUGCAUUCUGAAGUAAAUACAGUCCUAACGUCACAGCAGGAUGAUUCUGCAAACUUGUCUGUAUUUCCUCAUAUAUCUCUCUGCAGUCCUGUAACAUCUCUGGGAGAUACAGUUGUUCAAAGGGUGUCAGUUCCUUUGGCUGCAGAGACCCCAGUUGCCCUUCCCCAGUCAGAUGCUACUCAUCUGCUGAACAAAAUCUUAAUGCAACCAUCAAGCAGCCAAACCUUACCCCAGGCUCCAUCAGAGAGUCUCAACCAACAGGCACAGCCUGUACAGCAACCGCAGCAACAACAAAGUGCCCUCCUUGCACCUACCCAUACCCCUCAACCACAGCUGUUGUCAAUAACCCAAAGGGACCCCUCAAUAGCUAGUGGGCCAGUGCUUGCAAUUGCACAACCCACUAGAGUACUGCAUCAGGCAGGGCAAAUUCUGCCUCAGACAACAAUUGCAAAUUCUCUUGGAUUAGGGGCUUCUUCUGAGAGGGGUAGCAGUAGGGUGGUAACAAUUGAUGGGACGAUCGAUGACUCACCUACUUCUAAUGAUAGUGCUGGAAGCAGGUCAUCACCUACAGGUGACCUAUUUCAGGGUGGAGUAGUACCUGGCCGUAAAAGGCAGUCCUUCAACAAAACACCUUCAUCUGGCCGGAACCAAGGCUUUGUCAUACCUACAUCCACCCCCAUGAUUAGGAGCAAAUAUCGUACAGUGACAGUCUCCCCCCCAUCUGUUACUAGAACAGAGAUCUCAUCAUCGUCAGCUUCCUCAUCCAACACAUUUCUUGCCCAGUUGCUCACUACAGGUAAGUAUCACGGUGCAAGUACAGAUGUCAAGCAUGAACCAAACUGGAAGCCUUGUAUAAUCUCAACAGUGUCCCUGGCUACUACAACUACAUUGACCUCAGCUUACCCACGAAUCCAACCAGCCCAGGAUUCUACAUCCCCUACACAGAGCACAUCUACAAAUCCUGUAACUUUAGCCAGUUCUACACCAACCAGUAUUUCCAUCAACUUCACGCAGCCAUCUGUCUUGGGCAAAGCCAGCAACAGCAGCAGUUCCCAUUUGACCAACUAUUCUACUAGUGUCUUACCAGUAGUGUCCAGUUGCACCUUCUCUAAGAACCAACAGUCGCAGGACACAUCCAGUGGGUUCAUUCCUGGAAAACAUGGUGGGUGUGUCUGUUAUUCCUUUGCCUCUUAUUGUCUCAUUUGUUUUGCCUUGAUCAAACCAUUACCUGGAAAAUUCUCUUUCUUUGUCGCUCUCUCCCAUUCACUUUUCCAUUCUUUCUCUCUCGCAAUCUCUCUCUUGUUAUCUCUCCCUCCCUCCCUCUUUUGUUAUCUCUCCCUCCCUCCCUCUCUCAUUUGUUAUCUCCCUCCCUCUCUCAUUUGUUAUCUCCCUCCCUCUCUCAUUUGUUAUCUCCCUCCCUCUCUCAUUUGUUAUCUCCCUCCCUCUCUCAUUUGUUAUCUCCCUCCCUCUCUCAUUUGUUAUCUCCCUCCCUCUCUCAUUUGUUAUCUCCCUCCCUCUCUCAUUUGUUAUCUCCCUCCCUCUCUCAUUUGUUAUCUCCCUCCUCUCUCAUUUGUUAUCUCCCUCCCUCUCAUUUGUUAUCUCCUCCCUCUCUCAUUUGUUAUCUCCUCCCUCUCUCAUUUGUUAUCUCCUCCCUCUCUCAUUUGUUAUCUCCCUCCCUCUCUCAUUUGUUAUCUCCUCCUCUCUCAUUUGUUAUCUCCUCCCCCUCUCUCAUUUGUUAUCUCCUCCUCUCUCAUUUGUUUGUUAUCUCCUCCUCUCUCAUUUGUUAUCUCCUUCUCUCAUUUGUUAUCUCCCUCUCUCAUUUGUUAUCUCCCUCUCUCAUUUGUUAUCUCCCUCUCUCAUUUGUUAUCUCCCUCUCUCAUUUGCUAUCUCUCCCUCCCUUUCUCUCUCGUUAUCUCUCCCUCCCUUUCUCUCUCGUUAUCUCUCCCUCCCUUUCUCUCUCAUUAUCUCUCCCUCCUUUCUCUCUGUUAUCUCUCCCUCCCUUUCUCUCUCUCCCUCCCUUUCUCUCUCGUUAUCUCUCCCUCCCUUUCUCUCUCGUUAUCUCUCCCUCCCUUUCUCUCUCGUUAUCUCUCCCUCCCUUUCUCUCUCGUUAUCUCUCCCUCCCUUUCUCUCUCGUUAUCUCUCCUCCCUUUCUCUCUGGUUAUCUCUCCUCCUUUUCUCUCGUUAUCUCUCCUCCCUUUCUCUCUCGUUAUCUCUCCCUCCCUUUCUCUCUCUAGAUUAUCUCUCCCCUCCCUCAUUAUCUUAUCUCUCCUCUCCCUCCCUUUAUCUCUCCUCUCUCUCUCGUUAUCUCUCCUCCCUUUCUCUCUCUCGUUAUCUCUCCUCCUUUCUCUCUCGUUAUCUCCCCUCCCUCUCUCAUUCGUUAUCUCUCCUCCCUCUCUCAUUCGUUAUCUCUCUCCCCUCUCAUUCGUUAUCUCCCUCCCUCUCUCAUUAGUUAUCUCUCCCUCCCUCUCUCAUUCGUUAUCUCUCCUCCCUCUCUCGUUCGUUAUCUCUCCCCCCUCUCUCAUUCGUUAUCUCUUCCCCCCUCCCUCUCUCAUUCGUUAUCUCUUCCCCUCCCUCUCUCAUUCGUUAUCUCUUCCCCCUCCCUCUCUCACUUGUUAUCUCCUCUCCUCCCUCUCUCCUUGUUAUCUCCCUCCUCCCUCGUUAUCUCCCUCUCUCGUUAUCUCUCCCUCUCUCGUUAUCUCUCCCUCUCGUUUGAUAUCUCUCCCUCCCUCCCUCUCUCAUUUGAUAUCUCUCCCUCCCUCCCUCUCUCAUUUGAUAUCUAUCCCUCCUCCCUCUCUCAUUUGA
This is a messenger RNA of Acanthosepion pharaonis, 3525 nucleotides long. The record is from the annotation of a GenBank genome assembly. Lineage: Eukaryota; Metazoa; Mollusca; Cephalopoda; Sepiida; Sepiidae.